Messenger RNA from Trichoderma virens Gv29-8, 570 nucleotides. RefSeq lists its product as uncharacterized. NCBI's taxonomy places the organism in Eukaryota, Fungi, Ascomycota, Sordariomycetes, Hypocreales, Hypocreaceae. The record is from RefSeq and is a predicted model, not a curated record. The annotation marks the transcript as partial. The transcript has a single exon.
GGCCACAAAAGCUCCAUCUAUAUGCGAUACUAUAGGACCGACUUUAAAGAAGCCGACCUACAGUACAUCGUUUUCGGGACAAAACCGCGGUCAGAUAUAAUUUAUCUUCUCGGCCGUGUCCUUCACCACAGCGAUACCCCGAGGCAUCUCACUAAGCAGCAGUUGGCAGAAAUAGCUAAGGAUCCGCGGGUCAUGAAGCUUAACGAAAGACAGCUUCAAAUUUUAGCAAGACUCAAGCAAGAAGGGCUGACUCUACACACGGCACAAGACAGUAAGAAAGGUAUACGAUUCCACAAGCGGUAUAGCAGACUCAGACGUCAAGUCAGAAAUUUAGGGCAAAAACUCUUCCGAGAAUAUCUAUCUAGGGUAUUCCAAGAGUUCCACACUGUGCACGGAGAAGAAAUAACUCAGCAGUUAAAUGGCGUCCGACCACUUGAGUACCUUGCGCCACCGAUUAUUCGAUACCAGCUCCUUAACGUGCCGAAACUGCAAAGCUAUUUUCAGCCGCUAUGGAUGUCUCUGACAGUGAGAAACUUCACCAGCUCCGUGUUAGUCUUGUUAGAUCGUUAG